Pelodiscus sinensis (Chinese soft-shelled turtle) is the source of this 4175-nucleotide messenger RNA. NCBI's taxonomy places the organism in Eukaryota, Metazoa, Chordata, Testudines, Trionychidae. The record is from RefSeq and is a predicted model, not a curated record.
ACUCAAUUGGCUAUCCCUCUGAAGCUUAUCUACUCAAGUCUUUUUUCUUGCUUCCCUUUUCCCUUAUUUAUUCUUGUAUCUGGACUUCCAACACUCUGGUCAUCUGAAGAAGUGGGUUGUGCCCAUGAAAGCUCAUGGUACCACCUACUUGUUUUGUCAGUCUCAAGUGCUACUCGACUACUAGUAAUAGUGUUUGUUGACUGAAAAUACCUCUUAAAAGGUGGGUUUGAAGCCUCAUUUAGGAGGAAGUUUUAGAAUGGAACUUGCUAAUCUCUUUUCAUGUUGAAAGUAGUUGGCGUAUAGAGAUAUUUACACAAGGCACCUGAACAGAUGUCCUUAUGUCUGCCUAGUGUGAAUUAAGUAGGCCUAAUGGACAAAGCGUAUGACUUUGCUUUCAAGGAUACCUUCUGAGUUGCUGGCCACAACAGUCUCUUUCUCACUUAGUCUAAACAUCCUUCUUUUGUUUGUAGAUAUGGCUCGUGGACAGCAGAAGAUUCAAUCGCAGCAGAAAAAUGCCAAAAAGCAAGCUGGACAGAAAAAGAAACAAGGACAUGAUCAGAAGGCUGCAGCCAAGGCUGCCUUAAUAUAUACCUGCACUGUCUGUAGGACACAAAUGCCGGACCCCAAGACCUUCAAACAGCACUUUGAGAGCAAACAUCCUAAGACCCCCCUGCCUCCAGAAUUGGCUGAUGUUCAGGCAUAAAGUUGUUUACAGGUGAAUUCAUGGCACCUAUUAACUUGUCUACAGUCAAGCCCUACAUAACAAAUCUGCACCUGCUUUUCUAACAAACUGUUGAUCAGCAAAACUGAAGGGGUUACAGAAACAUUCAUAUUUUUAUGCUGUUCCCUCUUGAGCUUCAUGCAAAGACGAUUCUGUGUAAAUGUACAGUUGUGCCCUAUUUGGAUAACCUGAAAAUCAGUCCAUACUUGUUAUAAACAUUUUUUACGAUUGUAAUUAUACUGAUGUUCAUAUUGUGUAAAAUAACUCAUUUAAUAAAGUAGUACUUUGAUUUUUACAAUAUCACAGGUUAAAUGCUUGUAGAAGUUCUGUUUUAACUUUCCAUAUUAUCUGUCUUAUAAAACCCUGAUGAGGCCAAAGUGGAAUUUUUGUCCAUCCUGCCAGAAACUUGUGCGGUUUCAUUCCACCAAAAGUAAUGUGCAUUAUGAUAAGCUGAGCUAAAACUAACCUAAGAAGGAAACUGCUUAUGUUUACCUUCCAAUACUCUGCCAGCUUGAGCUCGGUUAUUAAAAUUUAAUUUCUAGAGGCGUAGCCAACUUCUUAAAAGCUGCAUUAGAAUUAUGGGACUUCUUUUUUUGUUCUAUUUAUUUAGGGAGUGUCAAUACUACAAGCCAUUUAGAACAGUUCUCCUUUGCUGCAAGGGAACUUGUUCCUUCUAUUCAAGCACUGGAGCAACUCUUCUUAGACAAGUGAACCUUAAUGUUUGGUAGGUGGCUGGCAAAGCUAAGACAGAAUACAAUUUAAUGUAAUAUUUCUAGACAUGCUUAUCUGAAUAAUAUUCAUAAUAUUCACAAAUGUUCUAUCCAGUUAAAGUAACUGCUCUUCAUUUAUAAUAUUCAGUCUGUAAGUGCACAUGAGCAAUCAGGCACAAUUCUACUCUUCUCCCCCCCCCCCCCCCCCCCCCCUGGUUAUUUUAGUAGCAACUUUUUUCAAGAAGUGUGCAAAGUAAUCAAACUCCAUUGAUUCACUUAUUUGACAGUAAACUUAAAAUAAACUUGUUAGAAAGCACUCAAAAGCCGAAUGACUAACUGGAAGUGAUGUAGCUAGUUAAACUUAAAUCAGUCCUGACUUACCAACAUUUCCAGGGAAAAUUUUAGGCUUUACCUAAAACUCCUAAAUGAGAGCAAUUAAGGACAGAUUUAACUGUCAAAAUAUCAUGGGCUGAAUUCUAAUCUUAGAUACAGAGUGCAAGUGAGGGGAAAUAUCUAAAACUGAUGUAUUUGAAUUGGGCUGAAGCGUCUGCAGUAUAGUAGCCAUCCUAAAUACGUUUGAGGUUGUUCUGCCAAAGAACAGAUCUUAAAUUCAUUAGACAGAGAGGGGCAAUAUAAUGAAUUUCUGAGAAAUUGGGUGAUACAAUAGCUAACCUCAUUUCUUCUAGACCAAACCAAGUAACCUUUAUACACGUUGAACACAUUCUUUGAUUUAAUGAAAUUCACUUGAAAUAGUGGUGAUUUUGGUAUACCUAGUCAAAUAUAGCCUCUUUUAAUGUCCACAUUUCCUCUUAAUGAAUUACUUGUCAGGCUAGCCUCCCUCGCUCUUUACUGUGACAUUAAGUUUGUAUCCCUGUAAAAGUUCACUUCGGCCUAAAACUUCAUUGUAAUAUGCCCACUUUGACAUCUGUAUACCACUGGCUUUUUAUAGAAAUGCUGUUCACUUGCUGAAAAUAAUCCAGUGCUGCACUAGUAUGCCUGACAUUAGAAUGUAGCUCUUAAUUUUUUGUUAAAGUUAAUAACUGCAGCCUGACAGCUUGACUCCCACAAGACAAGAAAUCUGCCUUUCAACUUGGUGCUGGUACCUAAAUGUUUUCAUAAUAGAGUUUGUUCAAAAAUAAGAUGCAUAUACACUGAGGAAAAUGUUCCUUGCAUUGAUACUUGGUAGUCUGGUCAUCUUCAUGAUAAGGUUCUGGGAUGCAUCCUUAAAAAACCCCCAACACUGACAUGUUCUGUUGCUUAAUUUACAGAUUAUGUAGCAAAUGUAAUUAAUGAGCAAAUAAGGUGGCUGGAAAGCAUCAUCAUACUGGUAGGACAAAUUAACCUACUUUAUAGGAAUUUUGUUGCAGUUUGCAAACUGACAAUCUAAAACUGCAUAACCAUUGGUUGUUUUUGGUAAAGGCCAGGAUGAUCGUUAGUUUUCUGUACGAAUAUACUCCCUAUUUACAGCUGUUGCAAUGUGAAAUAUUGUAACAUUUUCUAAUAAAUUAAACCCAAAAGUAGAGGUGGAAAGUGCAGGAUUAGAUGGGGGAAUUGUCCUCCAUUAAUAUUGUCUGCUAAACCUAAUGUAUGGAUUUAAAGAAGUGUGUUUGGGAGGGAGUGUUAAGAAAUAGGGGAGUUUCUCACUUCUCCUGAACUUGAGGAUGGCAUCCUGUUAAUGCUGGCUAAAGAGACACAAUUGUGCAUUGUACUGUGUCUGAUUAAAGAGCAAGUUAAAAAAAAUCUAAAAGUGUAAAAUGUGAUAUUUCAUACCUAUUGAAAAGCAAGUGUUCUUGCAUUUUUGUAAAACACAUUUAAUGCUGUCCAGACAGUUCUAAAUCUUGAAGCUAUUCCACUACAAUAAGUAGCUGUGGCAGGACUAACUUCCCACUUUUUGAUUCUGGAAGUCUGACUUGCUUCUAUGCAGGAACUGCUAUCUUUCUCCCCUUAAGAGAGCUACCUAUGGAAGGUUAUUGAAGACUUUGCAAUCAAAAAAAAAAAAAGUCAAGGACAGUUAAUAUGUAACCCUUAAUAAAGCAGUAUUUGUGUUUUGUGCGAUAUUCUGGCAAUCUCUUUAGAGACUUCUCCACCUUUUAAUUCUCCUGUGAAGCAGCUUGCUCUUCACUGCACUAAAAAUUGACCAAGAGAGUUAUAUUUGCAAGUUACACAACAAUGAAGAUCUGGAUUCCUCCAAAUUUCACUUUUGUUGAAACAUGAUUUUAGUUAUACUGCAUAGUAAGAGCCAAGUUCUAAUGCAGAUCUGAAAAUAGAGCAGAGUGAAGAUUGACAAGCUUAAUGUUUAAUAAAGUCAAAGCAUAGUAAAAGGUUGAAUACUGGCAUCCCUUAAUUCCAAAAGUUCUCACGGGCAAGAAGAUUACUUUAAGAAUACAGAAUAAAGGGUCAGCUUUGUCUCGACUCAUAGAGCCUGAUGGCUAAUCUAUCCAUUUAGAACCUUUAAUGUAUUCUUGCAAUGGCUGUACAUUCAGCCAGCUGUAGUAUGUUUGAUUCUGGAUUUGUAUUAAUGAUACUGUCUAUGCAGUAGCUGGAGUUUUGCUACCAACAACUGUCUUAUAAUGAUCUGGAUAUCUGUUUCUGCAUUAAUAGAGGCCUGUGGGGUUUUUUAAACAGUGCCAAAAAUCAUGUUUUAAAACUCUUCAGUGGGGUUCGAUGCCAUGUAUAAGGCUUUUCAAAAGUAAUUAAUGAUUUUUGAAUGCCUCAGUUUUCUGGGAUAAAGCCUGUGACAGACA